Molecule: messenger RNA, 2607 nt
Organism: Neofelis nebulosa (Clouded leopard)
Lineage: Eukaryota; Metazoa; Chordata; Mammalia; Carnivora; Felidae
Gene: HASPIN
Product: histone H3 associated protein kinase
Exons: 1
Coding region: 45-2393 (782 amino acids)
Biological process (GO): protein phosphorylation; mitotic cell cycle; intracellular signal transduction
Cellular component (GO): nucleus; cytoplasm
Molecular function (GO): histone H3T3 kinase activity; ATP binding
Source: RefSeq, a predicted model, not a curated record
GGUCUCGCGGUGUUUCCAUUUGAACCUCUGGGCGGGUGCCGACGAUGGCGGCGUCGCUCCCGCGACCUGGGAAUCGGCUCUUCCGAACGUAUGGGGCUGCGGGCGGCGGGGGGCCGCGGCGGCGACCCGGCAGGGCAGCGGCGCAGUGGUUCCCGCCGAAAGACCGGAAGCGUUUAUUCAGCAGCAGCAGUAGCAGCGACGCCAGCAGCGGCGGCCCCUCGCGCUCUAUCGCUUCCGACGAUCCCGACGACCCAGACUUCCUCGGCUUUCCGGUGGGUCGACGGCGGAGGGGCCUUGGCGGUCGAGUCUCCGAGGACCGGCCGAGUCUGAUCGUGACCCCAAGACGCCUGAGGCUGCGAGCUCGGCCUCCGCAGAACUGCAGCACCCCCUGCGGGCCGCUCGAACCGCCGCCCUUCUCUAACGGCAACCCGUGCCUACUGAGCCCGGACCUCAGUGCAUGCAGCCGGCCCGGGGACGGCGGCGAGCUGGGCACCAGUGCCUCCCUGUUCAGCAGUCUGGCCUCUCCUGGCCCCGGCCUCCCAGCGCCAGGAGACAGUGUCCUCGGGACCGGCCCCGCCGCCUCUUUGGAUGCAGCCUUUGAAGUUCCGAGUGGCUUACACCUCCCAGCAGCCUCCCUGGACCCAGCAUCCCUCCACCGCCUCCAGGAGGCAGCAACAGGAGGAGGCAGGUUCACUAGGUUGGCCCACCAAGCCCAUGCCAACCUCAGGUCAGCUCUCUUUAGCGUCACGGACUCUGGAAACCCUGAGGAUUCUGAGAGUGGGGCAGUUGGGAGGAAUAUGAGGGAGUCUUGCUGUGAAACGGAACAGAGGGGGAAGAGGCUGGAGAGGCCAGGUUUUUCAAGCAUGGGUAAGAAGAGGGCCACAGACCAGGACUGUUGUCAACAGAUUGGGUCUCAAGGGGCUGCCCAGAUAGACUCCGAGGAGGCGGAUGGUUGCAAGGGCUGUAUUGUACCUGGGGAAAUCAACAGGCCUGAGAGAACUGGGCCUAGUCGAAAAUGGAAACUGCAGGAAACAGUAGAAACCUCCCUUCUCCAUCACCACCAGUUUAAGAGGGACCAAAAGAGGGGAAAAGACUCAUCCCUCACCCAGGACCUGACUCAUUUACAGAAUGCCUCUUGGACCAAAGCCAGGGCUUCCUUCAGUUUCCACAAGAAGAAGAUGGUGACUGCUGUGUCGGAAGUAUGCAGUAGCUACACCGUUGCCAGUUCUCUCUCUGAGUCCCUCAUCUCUGAAUAUCCAAACCCUCCUGUUACGAACAGAACAAAUAGUGCUGUGUCUCCUUGGAACUGCUCUUCCAUGUAUUUGCUAACCCCGUUUAAGACACUACGUGUCACAGACAAAAAGGUAUCAGAUGCUGAAAAGGUUUAUGGGGAAUGCAAUCAGGAGGGCCCUAUCCCCUUUAGCAAUUGCCUUUCCACAGAAAAAUUGGAACGCUGUCAGAAGAUUGGAGAAGGGGUGUUUGGUGAAGUGUUUCAAACAAUUGUUAAUCACACACCUGUUGCCCUAAAAAUCAUUGCUAUUGAAGGACCAGAUUUGGUCAACGGAGCCCAUCAGAAAACUUUUGAGGAAAUUCUGCCGGAGAUCAUCAUCUCCAAAGAGUUGAGCCUUUUGUCUGAUGAGAUACACAACCGUACAGAAGGCUUUAUUGGUUUGAAUUCGGUGCACUGUGUUCAAGGAUCUUACCCUCCCUUGCUCCUCAGAGCCUGGGACCAUUAUAACUCAACUAAAGGGUCUGCAAAUGACCGGCCUGACUUUUUUGAGGAAGACCAGCUCUUCAUUGUGCUGGAAUUUGAGUUUGGAGGGAUUGACUUAGAGCAAAUGAAAACGAAGUUGUCCUCCAUGGCUACUGCAAAGAGCAUUCUACACCAGAUCACAGCAUCUCUCGCAGUGGCCGAGGCAUCACUGCACUUUGAGCACCGAGACUUACACUGGGGGAAUGUGCUCUUAAAGAAAACCAGCCUCAAAGAGCUCCAGUAUACCCUCAACGGGAACACGAGCACUAUCCCCACCCGUGGACUACAAGUCAAUAUCAUUGACUACACCCUGUCACGGUUGGAACGGGAUGGGAUCGUGGUGUUCUGUGACAUUUCCAUGGAUGAGGACCUAUUUACAGGUGAAGGUGACUACCAGUUUGAGAUCUACAGGCUAAUGAGGAAGGAGAACAACAACUGCUGGGGUGAAUAUCACCCUUAUAAUAAUGUGCUCUGGCUCCAUUACCUCACAGAUAAGAUUCUGAAACAGAUGACCUUCAAGAUUAAAUGUAACACCCCCGCCAUGAAGCAAAUGAAGAGAAAGAUCCAGCAUUUCUAUAGGACAAUGCUGAAUUUCAGGUCUGCCACUGACCUGCUCUGCCAACACAGUCUAUUUAAGUAAGCCAGACAUGCCUUACAGGCCCAAACUGAGAGGGUACUGGUCUUAAAGCCCUUGAUGCUGUUUUCAGCCUUCAUCCCCAGAGCAGGGUGGAUUUCCCAUUCUAAAUGUUUCUAAUCAACUUUUGAAACAAGAAUUUUGUUUCCUAGUAGAAACUAAAAUGUUUCUGAAGUUAACAAAUGUUCUUUAAAAAUAAACUAUACAUGGGAACAAGUGA